Rhodamnia argentea is the source of this 2683-nucleotide messenger RNA. Its product is annotated as pentatricopeptide repeat-containing protein At2g30780-like. The record is from RefSeq and is a predicted model, not a curated record. Bases 272 to 1810 code for a protein of 512 amino acids. The transcript is spliced from 3 exons. Lineage: Eukaryota; Viridiplantae; Streptophyta; Magnoliopsida; Myrtales; Myrtaceae. Gene Ontology annotation, molecular function: mRNA binding; protein binding.
GCCCACCACGACAGAAACCUCGAACCUCACGACCACCAUCCGACGGCCGCGAGCUGCUGCUGCUGCUGCUUCUUCUUCAGUUCUUCGCCGGCAUCACCAGCGUCGUCCUGUGCAGAGUCAGGGGCCGCCACCAUCCCUCGCGGGACGAACGGUUGGACCCGAAGGAGCGUGGUCUUCUCAACCACGAUUUUCUCCGAUUCGAGUCCAAUCCUCUCUCGCAAAAACCCUAGUGAAGAAUGCCGCCUUUUUCGGUCAACCCUCGUCCCUCUCAAUGAAGAGAGCCUGGAAGAUCUCCGUCUCGGCCCAUACCGAGCUUUUAUGCCUCCAGCGAUCCUCUCGCAACCCCAGAAUCCUGAGGCCUCACCUCCUCGGCCACGCGAGGUCGCCGGCGCACGGGUUCUCCCGCGAAAUCUGCGAUAUGGCCGCCCCGAGCUCGGCCGGGGUGAGGGAAAUCAUGGAAAUGUUCAUCGACAAGUUCGCGCGGGUGGAGAACAGGGCCGUGCUCGGCGAAGGUGUCCUCGCCAGGGUUUUGGAGUUGAGAGACGAGUUGGUGCAGCUCAACGGGCGGGACGAGAUCGUUAGGGUUUUGGAUGAGAAAGCCGACCCCUUGCUUCUCUCCGUCGAUGCGUUGGCUUUUCUUGAGCUCUUGAAGCAGCUCGACUCUUGGCCUCAUCGAGCUCUGGAGGUCCUUUUUUGGAAAAGGAAACUGCAGGAGCGCGGUAUUCCGAUGACAUCGGAGGAGUAUGUCAAAGGCAUUAGGGUGGCUGGUAGAAUGAAGGAUGUUGAUCUAGCUUUUGAACUAUUUAUGGAAGCUACUAGUAAGAGAUUGAAGACAACCUCUACUUAUAAUGCGUUGAUGGGUGCUUAUAUGUACAAUGGUUUGGCGGGGAAGUGCCAGAAGCUUUUCCUGGAGUUGAAAGGAGAUGCAGACUGUAGUCCUUCAAUAGUAACAUAUAAUAUUCUUAUCUCUGUUUUCGGGCGCUUAAUGCUAAUAGAUCACAUGGAGGCGACUUUUCGGGAGGUAGAGCUUUUAAAUCUGGCCCCCAAUGUUGGCACAUAUAACAAUCUAAUUGCUGGGUAUUUGACUGCUUGGAUGUGGGACAAUAUGGAAAGAACUUUUCAGACUAUGAAGGCAAGCCCUGUUAAGCCUAGUACGAGUACAUACUUGCUGAUGCUUCGCGGUUAUGCACACUCGGGUAAUUUGGAAAAGAUGGAAGAGACAUAUGAGUUGGUAAAAGACCAUGUCAAUGAGAACGAUGUCGCUUUGAUAAGAGCCAUGAUAUGUGCAUAUUGUAGGAGCUCUACCAUGGACAGAGUUAGGAAAAUUGAGAUGCUACUGGGGCUUAUUCCAGAAAAUGGGUAUAGACCUUGGUUAAAUGUGUUGCUGAUCAAGGUUUAUGCACAGGAGGAUUGGUUAGACAAGAUGGAAAGCUCAAUCAAUGAGGCCUUUGAGCAGAGAACCUCUGUCAAUGCAGCAGGUGUGAUGCGGGCUAUAGUGGGCAGUUAUUUCCGAUGUAAUGCGUUAGAUAAGCUUGCGAGCUUCGUGAAGCGUGCAGAAUGCGCUGGGUGGAGAAUCUGCCGAUCUCUUUUUCAUUGCAAAAUGGUUAUGUAUGGAUCCCAGCAGCGGUUGGUGGAAAUGGAGAGUGUACUUGAUGAGAUGGAGAGUUUCAAUUUCAACCGAACAAAGAAAACAUUUGUCAUCAUGUAUUAUGCCUAUUUAUCCAGUGGUAAGAAAAAUAAGGCAGAGCAAAUAAAGGGACUGAUGUGCAAGCAUGGUUAUGGGGUUCCUCAUGAUGCUGUCUCUUCAUAGUAAAACCCCUCUGUCCAUCUUCUCGUGCUGGGUGGUUACAUGUGAAUGUUUAAGUGAUUAUUAUCAAUAAUUGCUUUCACAAGUCCAUUCGGCUGAUCAUUCUGAAUGAGGUAUGCUUCUCAUUUUCCAGGAAUUGCUGUUGUUCAUACAUGUCCGCGGCUUUGGAAGUGCUAUUUACUUGUAGAAGACGAACACAAUUAGGAAUGCGAAUUUACCGUUUGCAUAAUUCCACCCGACCCGGUACUUCAAGCAAUAUUCUUUCUCACCAAUAUUCUUUCUCACCAAUCUCAUGAUUCAUUCUGUCUGUAGUGUGUUGAGUUUCGGAUUUUCGACUCUGGCUGCUCCUUUUGGAGCUCUGAGCUCCGGCAGCACUUGGGAAUGGGAUGCAUGUCGAUAAGCUCUGCGACUUAGGGCAUGGUAUAUUGGAUCGGUGCACUUCAUUUACCUUGAGCACUUCGGUGAAUGUUUCAUCUGCUACGGAGUCGACCAGAUCAAAUCAGUAGCUCACAGCGAAUUCAGCUUAAUUCUUUUCUGCGGAUAUUGGAUUUUACCCAAGGGUUGGGCCAAUCCCGGGAAUAAGAGUUCCAAUUUCAACAGUCAUUGUACCAUUUGUGUUUUAAGAUCUCUUGUACAAUAUGGGAUAUGAAUCUCUUCUGAAAUGACCUUGGGGAUGAAAUGGUGGGGCACUCUUAUCGGUGUUGUCACUGAAAGAAGUGUUACAGAGGAUUUCUUGCUACCUAUAAGUUGCCCAGGUUUUGUGCUUGCAAAUGUGUACUGCUAGUACAUCUGUCUGCAUAUGUAGAGCUUGUGUAUGACAUAUCCAGAAUAUGCUUUGAUUUGCAAAGUGUAAAAUCACGCGAAAUCCUCGUCCAA